CAUAGAAUACGUUAGGUAAACUAUGGGGACUGUUUAGUAGUCGACGUAAUUAUUUCUGAGACUGAAGCAAGUUUUCCAACAGCGCAAUGAUUGAUUUUUAAAACGGAAGCUACUACAGUACGGUUAGGCAUUGUACAUUCUCGGGCAAACAGUCAGAUGGAUAACUUUCAUAUGUUUAGAUGAUCGCUGCUUGACAAAUCUUUGUCAAACAGGGAGAAAACAGCCUCAAGUGUUGAGCAUUUUAAAACAGAAACCCGUUGUUCUCCUUUAAGAUAAUCGAAAUACCACUUACCCGACUUUUGAAUCGCCAAGACGAAAGCACCGAAAAUCUACUUAAAAGAAUACUGGCAUCACCGACAAAAAACUACAGGGAUUUCAUCAAACAGAGAAUGGAAAAUAAUGCUGUUUUAUUGGAAUCCAAGUUCUCGCCUAAAAACCUGCUGAAUGAAAUGCAUCAGCUGCGACUUUCAGGACUAUUUUGUGAUGUGACUGUAUAUGUUGAGCAUCAGGGUAUUGCAGAAUGCUUUUUAGCACACAAAGCUGUGCUAGCUGCAACUAGCAAGUAUUUCAAAGAGGUAUUUCUUAAUGAGCAAAAUAGUAGCACUUUACAAACUGUAGUUUGUUUGAAAGAGGUCCCAGCAGCAGACUUUGCAUCAUUUUUAGAAUUUGUGUAUACUGCAAAAGUAGAAGUCGAGGAAGAAAGAGUACAAAGAAUGCUGGAGACAUCCGAGAAACUUAAAUGUUUAGACCUUUCAGAAACUUGUUUUCAGGUGAAAAGGCACAUGAUUGAAUCUGUCUUGCUAGAACUGCAAAACUUCUCUGAGCCAUCUGAAACCAGUAUAGGUUGUUGCCCUCAACAGAUGUGCUCUUUGAAAGAGUCUGCAACAACUACAGAUGAACUUGUUUGUAUAACUACAGAUAUUCCCUCAGAGUCUGUAGAAUGUGUGACAGAGGACAUUAGUGAUGGAGUAUUAAUUCAGCAAAACACAUCUAAAACUGCAAAAUGGAAGCAUAAACUACAGAAGAAAAAGGAAGCAUUGAAGCCAUCUUAUGGUAAGAAUAGAAGGGUCAGUGGGAGAUUAACAGGACGCAGGGUCUUUGUGGAAACUCCGAAGAAAAAGUACACUCGAAGAUUUAGGGAGCAACAGAAAAAUGCAGAAAACAUUGGUAUUGUGGGUAACGUUCAAAACCAGGACACUGACAGCAUUAAAACAGAAGAAGAGCAGAUGAACUCUCAUGUGAGCAGUGAUAACAAAAAAGACUCUAGCAGCACAUACAAGGAUGAAGAUGAAGACAGUGAUUUAGAAUUAGAUGAAGGAUGUAAAAUGUCACCUGAAGAUAGUAAGCAGAAAAGGGAAAGAAGUGGGGAUUUUAAAUGCAGUCAAUGUGAAAGGGAGUUCCUCUAUGAAAAGAGCUUUCUGAAGCACAUAAAAAAGCAUCGUGGCAUUACUGCAGAAGUUGUGUACCGUUGUGAUACCUGCAGUCAAACAUUUGCUAAUCGCUGCAACUUGAAAAGCCAUCAGCGCCAUGUGCACAGUAGUGAGCGCCUUUUUCCAUGCGAUAUUUGUGGAAAGAAGUUCAAAAGGAAGAAAGAUGUAAAAAGGCACAUGCUUCAAGUGCAUGAGGGAGGAGCAGAACGACAUGUCUGUGUACAGUGUGGGAAGGGUCUGAGUUCUAAAACUGCUUUAAGGCUGCAUGAAAGGACUCACACUGGUGAUAAACCUUAUGAAUGUGGGUUAUGUGAAGGCAAGUUUUCUCAACCGUCUGCACUCAAAAUUCAUAUGCGAAUUCACACUGGAGAAAAACCAUUUGCCUGUGAAGAGUGUGGAGCACGAUUUACUCAAAACCAUAUGCUGGUAUAUCACAAAAGGUGUCAUACAGGGGAACGACCAUUUAUGUGUGAAACCUGUGGCAAAAGUUUUGCAUCAAAGGAAUACUUAAAACAUCACAACAGAAUUCAUACAGGCUCAAAACCUUUCAAAUGUGAUAUCUGCACAAGAACGUUUGCACAAAGAAAUUCGCUUUAUCAACACAUUAAAGUUCAUACAGGUGAGCGACCUUACUGCUGUGAUCAGUGUGGUAAACAAUUUACCCAGCUUAAUGCUUUGCAACGGCAUCAUCGUAUUCACACUGGAGAGAAGCCGUUUAUGUGCAAUGCAUGUGGAAGAACAUUUACAGACAAGUCAACACUCCGGCGUCACACUUCUAUUCAUGACAAAAAUGCAUCCUGGAAGUCAUUCCUUGUAAUUGUGGAUGGAGCAUCCAGACAGGAGGACUAUUUUAAGGGGGAAGAACAUGCGUUACCUACAACACAAGAAAAGCCACCAUCUUGUUCAGACACCUAUAACAGCUUAUCAACUGUCUCUGAAAUUGUGACCACAGUACAGGAAAAUGAUUCUAAGAUAGAUGGUACUGUUUUGCAAGAAACAUUUAUUUCUACUACAUUAAAUCAUCUUCCAGACCUUCAGACAGCUACAGACUCCAUCCAGCCUCAUCUUCAGACUAUGGUAAAUGUUGAGGAUGUUGAACACUGUGGUGAAUCAUGAGCGACAGGCGGCAUAGUCACUGUGGAAAAAACAAUGUAAUGAUGACAUCUGCUGGCAACUCUGCAUAAUGCUUGUGGAGCAGUAUUGAUAAAGUCUGUUUGAGCAUUAGCUUCCAUUCACUGUGUAGUGAAUUGAUAAUGUUGAGCAGGGUGUGGAACAACCACUAAAACUGUUUCUUCACCUGAGAUGCCACACAGGUUGUCUUCCCUUGUCUCUGUAAAACAGACUUGCCAGCAUGUAGUCAUUCCUCUGUCCCACGUACACAAAUUCACAGUUUAAACUGGAAUUUAAUUUUCUUGCUACCACACAGCAGUCUUAAUAUUUUAAAUGGCUAAUGUCAUCUUUUUGAUAAAUUAUUGUAGAACUAUAAAAAUAUUGCCAAAAAUAUUGCCUAUAGCCAUUGGUACUAUUGCAGUUCAUUUGUUAAAUGCUUAAGUGAAGUAAGAUAGGCAGUUAAAGUUUUUGAAGUAAAGAUAAUCAUAACAAUCAAAUCCACACUGGGGUACCUGCUUUGUGUCUGCAUAUUCAGCAUAGACCUGAAAAUGUAAAUGUCAGAAACAGGAGUUUGCCUAUUUUUAGCGCGCAUGUAAGACCAUUUUCUAAAAUGGUGUUAUUUGCCAUAAAACCCAUGUGCCACAACACCCUAAUUUGCUUAGUUUGAAGUCUGUAGCUGUAACUCUAGGCAUGUGCUGCAGCAUAAGAAACAUAAUUCUGUUAAUGUGUGUUAACAAUUUUUUUUUUCUUGAAGACAAAAAGUAUGCCAGAAAUUUGAUUGUAUCCCUAAGGCAUACUUUAAAAUAUGUUCAUACAGUUACUGAUGCGUACUAAAAUACACUGCAUUAUCACAGUGAAUAUUUUGAAUUGGAAGAUGAAGGCCAAAGUCCUGUCCAGUUUUGUUACCUGAUUCUGCUCUUCUAGUCUUUGAUGGUAGGCAUAAAACUGUUCCUCUGAACUGCUCAUUUAACAUUUAUGUCAGCUGUGUACUCCUACAUCAUUUCCUCUUAAAUUUGCAUCAACUUUACCUUAACUGUUUUCCUAGCAAGCUGUUCCACUGGCCCAGCACUCUCUUCAUAGAGAGACACCUCAUAGCUCCAUCCUUAAUGUGCUUAUAUUUUUAGUCCUAAUAAACAUAAGUGGAUUCUUCUGUUCAUGUUAACAGUAAGAGUCUUACUGGUUAAUCCUGUGAA
Molecule: messenger RNA, 3733 nt
Organism: Protopterus annectens (West African lungfish)
Lineage: Eukaryota; Metazoa; Chordata; Ceratodontiformes; Protopteridae
Gene: GZF1
Product: GDNF inducible zinc finger protein 1
Exons: 7
Coding region: 390-2546 (718 amino acids)
Molecular function (GO): protein binding
Source: RefSeq, a predicted model, not a curated record